Iphiclides podalirius (scarce swallowtail) is the source of this 786-nucleotide messenger RNA. NCBI's taxonomy places the organism in Eukaryota, Metazoa, Arthropoda, Insecta, Lepidoptera, Papilionidae. The record is from the annotation of a GenBank genome assembly.
AUGUCGGAGAGGGAAGAUAAUGUGUAUAAAGCAAAGCUAGCCGAACAGGCUGAGCGUUAUGAUGAAAUGGUUGAUGCAAUGAAGAAUGUUGCAUCCCGUAAUGUGUCGGACAAUGAACUCACAGUGGAGGAGAGGAACCUUUUAUCGGUGGCAUACAAGAAUGUGAUAGGUGCCCGCCGUGCCUCUUGGAGGAUCAUCUCCUCAAUUGAACAAAAGGAAGAGACAAAAGGCGCCGAGGACAAGCUGACGAUGAUCCGCGCCUACCGCAGCCAGGUGGAGAAGGAGCUGCGCGACAUCUGCACCGACAUCCUGGGCGUGCUGGACAAGCACCUCAUCCCCAGCUCGCAGACCGGCGAGUCCAAGGUGUUCUACUACAAAAUGAAGGGCGACUACCACCGGUACCUGGCGGAGUUCGCGACCGGCAACGACCGCAAGGAGGCGGCCGAGAACUCGCUGGUGGCCUACAAGGCGGCCUCCGACAUCGCCAUGACCGAGCUGCCGCCCACGCACCCCAUCCGCCUCGGCCUCGCGCUCAACUUCUCGGUGUUCUACUACGAGAUCCUGAACAGCCCGGACCGCGCGUGCCGGCUGGCCAAGGCGGCGUUCGACGACGCCAUCGCCGAGCUGGACACGCUCUCCGAGGAGAGCUACAAGGACUCGACGCUCAUCAUGCAGCUGCUGCGCGACAACCUCACGCUCUGGACCUCCGACAUGCAGGGCGACGGCGAGUCGGGCGAGGCCGAACAGAAGGAGCAGGCGCAGGACGUGGAAGACCAGGACGUGUCG